Monosiga brevicollis MX1 is the source of this 1301-nucleotide messenger RNA. RefSeq lists its product as uncharacterized. Lineage: Eukaryota; Choanoflagellata; Craspedida; Salpingoecidae. The record is from RefSeq and is a predicted model, not a curated record. Gene Ontology annotation, molecular function: guanyl-nucleotide exchange factor activity; GTPase activator activity; protein binding. Gene Ontology annotation, cellular component: endoplasmic reticulum membrane. Gene Ontology annotation, biological process: protein secretion. The transcript has 12 exons. Bases 48 to 1301 code for a protein of 417 amino acids.
CGAGUUGGGACGGAUAGCUUUGGUGCCUGGCAGACGCAAAGGGCAGCAUGGCGAGCUCAGCCAGUUCGGAUGCGAGCAGCAUGCUCUGCUACGAGGCCAACUACCCCAUCUACGCUCUCACCCUACCCCAAGACGCUCAGUCCACGCAGGCUGGCCUGCGGGUCGCCAUUGCUGGAGGUGGCGGCGCUGGCAAUUAUGGCGUCCCCAACAUGAUUGAACUCAUGAACAUAGGCGCCACGGGUGCCAAUAUUACAGCCAACUUUGAAGACAAAACCGGCGCCAUCAGUGCCAUGGCCUCUCUGUCGGCCACGACGCUUGCUGCCGCCAUUGACGAUCGAGUCACGAUUUACCGACUGAAAGCAGAUGAUGAAGGGGUUGAAUCACUGCACCCCCAGGUGUCUUGCUCGGCCACCCAAUCCGAAAAGGCCGACGCCUUUGUAACCACACUUGGGGCCUCGGCUAGUGGCCACAUCCUCGUAGCUGCCCUCUCCACCGGCGAGCUUGCCCUGGCCGACACUGCCAGUCUGCUUGAAGAUGGCGAACCCAUGCGGCCUCUCCACUUUAAUGCCCUAUCCAUCACCAAACGCCAGAUUGACAGCGUGGCGCUGGAUAUGGAAGGGCAGUUUGUGGUGGUGGCGAGCCGAGAGCGCGCAGCUCAGCUGCUCCCCAUCGCCAUCUCCCCUUCCAAUGACGACAACGAACAUGAUGAUGAUGUUGAUGAUGCGGACACGCCUCUGCGCUACUCCGUCAACUUUGACAAACGCGUCAAUCUGCAACUGUCCGACGAACGGUAUUGCGCGCGCUGCUGCUGCUGCUUGAAAAACGGAGAGGUGGUUGUGGGUUUUGUCCCCUUGCCCAAGCACUCAUCCAAGCUGCGUAGCAUUGUGGCCGUGUUUGAUAACAAGGGUAUUCUGCAACGCAAGCGGCUGCUGGCCUACGACGCCUUGAGCGCCGUGUGCGCCAGUGCUGAUGAUCAAUUCCUCGGCCUUGGUGACAUGGAAGGCCACGUUUAUGUUCUUGAAACCCGCUCUUUGAUGCGAUUGCAACAAUGUCAACCACACCCACUGUUUGUGACCAGUUUGGCAUUUGCCGAAGUACCCACGCCUGAGGGAACGGACAACCGUGUGCAAACGCGUCUCCUCAGCGUCUCGGCAGAUCGUCAUUUACGUGCCACAGUGUUGCAUGGCCUGCGCCGCCCGUGGCUCCGCAUGUUGGCCAUGCUCAUUAUUCUCCUUGUAGCCUUGGCCGUGUACUUGCUUGCAGACAUGGAUUCCCAGUCCGACUCGAGUGGCGAACUUUAA